This is a messenger RNA of Cygnus atratus (black swan), 2503 nucleotides long. RefSeq names its product cyclin dependent kinase inhibitor 2C (gene CDKN2C). Gene Ontology annotation, cellular component: nucleus. Gene Ontology annotation, biological process: regulation of cyclin-dependent protein serine/threonine kinase activity; negative regulation of cell population proliferation. The record is from RefSeq and is a predicted model, not a curated record. Gene Ontology annotation, molecular function: protein kinase binding; cyclin-dependent protein serine/threonine kinase inhibitor activity. NCBI's taxonomy places the organism in Eukaryota, Metazoa, Chordata, Aves, Anseriformes, Anatidae. The transcript has 2 exons. The coding region runs from base 579 to 1079 and encodes 166 amino acids.
GGCGAGGGAAGGGAGCGAGCCCCGCGGCCGGAGCCCGGCCCGCCCCGGGGGCCGCUCGGACUCGGACUGCGCCCUCCUGCUCGGCCCCGAGCGGAGGCGGCCGUGGGGAUGCCAGGGGGGCUGCCGAGCGGGAGAGGACGAGCACUGCCAGAGAAGACUUUUCCUCGGAGCUGGUGCUGCUAAGUCUCAGAUCCCGACCGUGAACAGGGUGGGUUGCUUUCUUCUUCCAAGAUCUCAGGUCUGAGUGAGUCGCCAGUGUACGCGUAUAUAUGUUACGUCUAACAUAUAUGAUAUAUUGCCUAGCUCUUAAUAGCUUUCCCCCCGAAAACGGCCAAAGUCUUUAAUAUGAGUUACUCUAUAUGUGGAAGCAAAGAAAUCUUCUUUCAAGUGGAGCUGCAGUUUUGCUGAAUAAUCACGUGUGAGUUAGGGGCGGGCUCUUGGCAAGGAGCUUUUUUACGAGUAUUUACUACAAGGUCUACUCCAGAAGAUUAACCAUCCCAAUCCUUCUGUCAGUCUCCGAUGCCAUGCCUGGUUAAAAAAAAAUCUCAUCUUUUUCCGAUCGUCAGUCACCCUAAAGAAUGGCCGAGCCUUCUGGGAACGAGCUGGCGUCCGCGGCUGCCAAGGGGGACCUAGUGCAACUUACUAAUUUGUUGCAAAAGAAUGUAAACGUCAAUGCACAAAAUGGAUUUGGGAGGACUGCGCUGCAGGUGAUGAAACUCGGCAAUCCCGAAAUUGCCCGGCGGUUGCUCAUGAGCGGUGCGAACCCCGAUCUGAAAGACAGUACUGGCUUCGCUGUAAUUCACGACGUAGCCAGAGCGGGUUUUCUGGACACUUUGCAGACUCUGCUGGAGUUUAAAGCCGACGUUAACAUCGAGGAUGCCGAGGGCAACCUGCCCCUGCACCUGGCCGCGCAGGAGGGCCACGUGCCGGUGGUGGAGUUCCUGCUGAAGAGCACGGCCAGCAAGGUGGGCCACCAGAACAAGCGGGGCGACACCGCCUACGACGUGGCCAAGCUGUACAAGCGCAGCGCCGUGCUCCGGCUGCUGGAGGGCGGCCGCCCCCCCGCCGCCACCGAGUGAGGGGGGCCCGCCGGACGCUGAGCCCGCCGGCCUCCUUCCUCCUUCUUCCCCCCCGCCUUUUAAUAACGUCGGGUCCCACCUGCCUUCUAGUUUGGCUUUUUUUUUUUUUUUUUUUUUUUUGGAUAGCGCAAAGCCGGAGAAAUUGCCGAGGUGGGUUUUUCUUUUUUCUUUAUUUUUUUUUAUUUUUUUUUUAGAGGAUGCAAAUGGUCGAAAUCCGCCCCGCCGGCAAUUUCUGCCACCUCCCCGUGUAUAUGUCGGUCACUCCUAUCUAUGUAGCUUCCCACUAGCGGCUUCUCCCAAUUUACCUUAGCUCAUUAUUAAUCCAAAAGCCACCUAGUCACCUGCUUCUCGGCGUGCUAAGGGAGCCAAGGGGCACCGGGCCCUCUUGCUCCCCUCCGGGCUCCGCAGCCCCGGGGGGAGCGGGGAGCCGAGAUUUGGGGAUCACACCUCCGAGCGGGCCGGGGGUGUCGCUUGGCAGCUGGGGGGGCUGCCUGCAGCUCGCCCUUACCAGGAGCUUGUAGGGCUUGUAGGGCGCUGACGUCCCCAACGUAGAUGCCACUUCUCCCCUCUGUGUAUUUAAACUCGCACCGAGUUGCUUUUCAGUUUAGUUACCAGAAACAACCUGAGCGGCGUUUUUUAUUGCCAGAGGUUUCAAAGAGUUCAGCUUAGCGCUUCGUGUUCACUGUGCACUGGAGAAUACAGUUUUUCUAGCUUCAAACCAGCAGAUAACCGUUGUCAGAGCAAAGAGUAUCAGCAAGCUGUAAUGCGACAAGUUUUCCGGUCACUUAAUAAGCUGAGCGCAGUCUAGAUGCUCUUAAGAAACGAUUGCUUUCCACCAGCUAUUUUGUUUUGUCUGGGAAAAAAAUAAAUAACAAUGGUAGAUGCCUCUCACAAAACAUGAAUAUUUGAAUACGGUGAAAUUGAGGAAGCAACACGUUUGGUCUUUGUAGAGUUAUAUUAUCCCUUGUACCUAAAAAACAAUUUAACCCUUGAAAAUGUUCCCUUACAACGUAGUUGAGUGUAUUCACAAGACCAAACCUCAUUUCCCUCUCCGGCUGCAAGGGGAGCUGAGGAUGCUCCGCGCCUCGUCGGGAGAGUGUAGCAGGAAACUUAACGAUGGAAUGGAGGUGCUCGACAGACAGGCAGCUGAAAGCGCUUUAUUUUGGAUAAUCUAAUUUUUAAUGGCACAGAAUAGUUUUUACAUCAACGUAAAAUUAAUAGACAGCUACAAAACAGCACUUAAAAGAGGAGGGAGCGUACAUUAGUUUGCGUUUUCUCUCUUAAAAAAAAAUAUUUUAGCCCCACGGAAUCUAUCGCUGUUGUUUUUAAGUAAAAAAAAAAUAUUUUCCUGAAAGUGUUCGCGCCGUUACCAUACUCUGUGUCACGCUGCUGUGUUUUCUGAUUAAAAACCUCUGCGAAACGUA